Messenger RNA from Solanum dulcamara, 1238 nucleotides. RefSeq names its product UDP-glycosyltransferase 74G1-like. The transcript is spliced from 2 exons. The record is from RefSeq and is a predicted model, not a curated record. Lineage: Eukaryota; Viridiplantae; Streptophyta; Magnoliopsida; Solanales; Solanaceae. The coding region runs from base 277 to 1155 and encodes 292 amino acids. Gene Ontology annotation, molecular function: UDP-glycosyltransferase activity.
UGCAUAAAACAAUACCAACGACGACUUCUUCACUUCAAGUAAAUCAUUGUCAAUCCCUAUAACCCUGCAAAGAUUUUUGGAUUACUAAGUGCUGCAUUUUUCACACAAAAUUGUGUAGUGGAUAAUAUACAUUAUCAUGUAUAUAAAGGGGUAAUAAAACUUCCUCCUAGUACUCAAGUUGAUCAAGAAAUAUUAAUUCCUGGAUUAUCAUGUACAAUUGAGAGUUCAUAUGUGCCUAGUUUUGAGUCAAAUUCUGAAUCAGAUAAAUUAGUUGAAAUGUUGGCGAAUCAAUUCUCAAAUCUUGACAAAGUGGAUUGGGUCCUAAUUAACAGUUUCUAUAAGGUGGAGAAAGAGGUAGUUGAUAGGAUGUCCAAGCUCUAUCCAAUCAAGACAAUUGGACCAACAAUACCAUCAAUGUACCUAGACAAGAGGCUACACGAUGACAAAGAGUAUGACCUUAGUGUCUUCAAGCCAAUGACAAAUGAAUGCCUAAAUUGGUUAAACCAUCAACCAAUUAGCUCAGUAGUGUAUGUAUCAUUUGUAAGUUUAGCCAAAUUAGAAGCUGAGCAAAUGGAGGAAUUGGCAUGGGGUUUGAAGAAUAGCAACAAGAACUUCUUGUGGGUAGUUAGGUCCACUGAAGAACCCAAACUUCCCAAGAACUUUUUAGAGGAACUAAAAUGUACAAGUGGUAAUAAUAAAGGCCUAGUGGUGUCAUGGUGUCCACAAUUACAAGCGUUGGAACAUGAAUCAAUAGGUUGUUUUUUGACGCACUGUGGGUGGAAUUCGACUUUGGAAGCAAUUAGUUUGGGAGUGCCAAUGGUGGCAAUGCCACAAUGGUCAGAUCAACCAACAAAUGCAAAGCUUGUGAAGGAUGUUUGGGAAAUGGGAGUUAAAGCCAAACAAGAUGAAAAAGGGAUAGUUAGAAGAGAAGUUAUUGAAGAAUGUAUAAAGGUAGUGAUGGAAGAAGAGAGAGGAAAAUUGAUUAGGGAAAAUGCAAAGAAAUGGAAAGAAUUGGCUAGAAAUGCUAUGGAUGGAGGUGGAAGUUCAGAGAAAAAAAUUGAAGAAUUUGUUUCCAAGGUGGUGACUAUUUCUCUUAGCCAUAAAAUAUAUUUUGAAGAAGCUGAUUUGUAUUUUGCAGUUUCUUUUCCUGAUUGAAGUAGCAAAGUUUGACCUGAAUCUUCCUUUGUUUCUCAUCUUUCUAAAACAAUAUAUCAUAUUUUCUAUGUAGCACUGACCUC